Molecule: messenger RNA, 176 nt
Organism: Racocetra persica
Lineage: Eukaryota; Fungi; Glomeromycota; Glomeromycetes; Diversisporales; Gigasporaceae
Source: the annotation of a GenBank genome assembly
AUGGUUCUUAUAGAUGAGGAUAAAUAUAUAUGUAGUUUGAGGAAAAAACCCAAAUAUAGAGAAUCACAGAUAUUUGCUGAAAUUCUUGCAUAUGCCUUCACUAAUUUUGACAAUACUAACAGUUCUACAAUAGAAAAGAGUCAAAUGGUCUAUACAAUAAAAGUUAUUGGAACAAG